AUGGAUUCAAUUGACGCGAAUAUAAUGGAAAUCAGUAGUCAGAUUAUUCAGCUGGAAAAUCUAGAAAUGGAAAAUGGAGUUCUAACGCCUGAGCAAUAUCUUGAGCUGCUUUGCCUCUAUCUAAGGCUUGAUCGCAUUAUGGAUGCCAAGUUUAUGUGGAAACGCGUACCUGCUUCAAUGAAAACCCCAGAAUCUCUGCUCCACAGAGUUUGGGUCUUGACCGUAUUUAUACUUAAGAAACAGAAUUCCAAAUUUCUUUCUGCUUGCCAGGAAUUGUUAAAGUCAUCAACUAUUCCUCCUUCUAUAUCAUCACACAUUUCCGUAGUUUAUCAAAGGGUUCUCUCCUCAACAGUUGACUCUAUUAGGUCCUCAUACUCUUCCAUUUCCCUCGAGAAGUUAUCCACUCUACUCAGCCUUGCUCCAAAUGAAGCUGUUAUAGUAAUGAGGGGUUGGAUACUUUCUUCUGAUGGACUUUAUUUAACUGAACCCACCAAUACAGAAGCUCUGCCAAACCGGGCAGGAUUAGGACAGGCCUCUGUUCCUGGAUCACUACGGUUAGAGUGCCCACUAUGCUCCUUCCACACAACCGAUGCGAUUGGACUGCGUCACCACGCAUGGAGGGAGCAUUUACCGGAUGAUAGUGCAACCCCCAUUACCUUCCAGAGUCGUAUCAUCUUGUGUUGUGAAUGCGGAGCCGCUACUACGGAUGCUUCUAGUCUGCAAGAUCAUUACUCCAUUGUCCAUGGAAUUGAUGACCCUGAUGUGAGUUGA
Rodentolepis nana is the source of this 771-nucleotide messenger RNA. Lineage: Eukaryota; Metazoa; Platyhelminthes; Cestoda; Cyclophyllidea; Hymenolepididae. The record is from the annotation of a GenBank genome assembly.